GCGGCGGCGACAGUUUGAGGUGUGGGGAUAUACAGCGCGAUGGCGGUGACGCUGCCUGUCGACGAUGAUGUCCCUUUAAUCUUGACAGACGACAGCACGGGGAUCAGUGCCGACCCAGACAGAGAGGAAAUCCCCAACGAAAAUGGAGGAGGAUAUGACAUUAUCAAUACUGAAGUGAUUGCAACACCAGACGUUCGAGAGUACAGAGUGAGCUAUGGUUCUCUGAAACAAAUCUGGGAGAUGAAUUAUCAGGAAGCAGCAAUCUACUUACAGGAGGGAGAAAAUAAUGACAAGUUCUUCACUCACCCAAAAGAUCAAAAAGCCCUUGCAGCCUACCUCUUUGUGCACAAUCACAUAUUCUAUGUGAUGGAGCUGAUUUCUGGAGUGCUGUUGCUGAUACUCUCCUUAUGUGAAGCUCCAGCUGUUCCCUCGCUCCGUCUCGACAUUUAUGUGCAUGCCACACUGGAAUUGUUUGCACUUGUCACAGUGGUGUUUGAACUUGGUAUGAAGAUGAGGUGGUUGGGCUUUCAAACCUUUAUUAGACACAAAAGAACGAUGUUGAAAAGUGUGGUUUUGUUUGUACAGUUUAUAGAAGUUAUUGUGGUAUUAAUCAGGCAAACCUCACACGUCCGGAUAACUCGAGCAUUGCGGCCAAUCUUUCUGGUAGACUGCAGAUAUUGUGGAGCGGUGAGAAGAAAUUUGCGUCAGAUUUUCCAGUCUCUCCCUCCUUUUAUUGACAUUUUAUCGUUACUACUUUUCUUCAUGGUCAUUUUUGCCAUCCUGGGAUUUUAUUUGUUUUCUGCCAAUCCAUUGGACCCAUAUUUUAGCACUCCGGAAGACAGUCUUGUCAGUUUGUUUGUUCUCCUAACUACAGCUAAUUUUCCAGAUGUGAUGAUGCCAGCUUAUUCCAAAAAUCGUUGGUCCUGUGUAUUCUUCAUUGUGUAUUUAUCCAUUGAGCUCUACUUCAUCAUGAAUCUGCUUCUCGCCGUGGUGUUUGACACAUUUAAUGAUGUUGAAAAGAAGAAGUUUAAAUCACUGCUUUUACACAAACGAUUGGCAAUAGAACAUGCCUUCCGUCUUCUGGUCAGUAAAAGGAGGCCUAAUGGGAUUUCCUUCAAACAGUUUGAGGGCUUAAUGAGGUUCUACUCUCCAAGAAUGAAUGCAAGAAAUAAAUAUCUCGUCUUCAAAGCACUGAAGAAAGGCGAUGCAGAGUUUCUUGGAAUAGAAGAUUUUUACAACUUCUAUGAAGUUGCUGGAUUAAAAUGGAAAGCAAAAAGAAGUGGAGACUAUUGGUUUUAUGAUCUUCCACACACUCCAUUUCUUAUAUUUAAAGGAAUUAAUAUCCUUGUGAAGUCCAAAGCAUUCCAGUAUGCCAUGUAUGUUGUUAUUGCUGUAAAUGGAAUUUGGAUACUGGCUGACACGCUCAUGAUCAAAGAUGGUGCCUUUUUCCUCCGGAUUGUGCCCUGGAGUUACAUUGUAUUUCUCACAAUUUACGGGGUAGAAAUGUUACUGAAAAUCACUGGGCUGGGACCAUCUGAAUACUUCACAUCUGGCUGGAAUCUAUUUGAUUUCUUGGUCACCGUAUUUGCAUUUGUUGGAAUCGUGGUCUUAGCUUUUGAUAUGGAACCAUUCUAUUUCAUCGUCAUCUUGAGGCCACUUCAGCUGCUAAGAUUGUUUAAGAUUAAACGGAGAUACAGAGAUGUUCUGGACACAAUGUUUGAAUUACUUCCCAGAAUGGCAAGCUUAGGGUUGACACUCAUGAUUUUCUACUACUCGUUUGCAAUUGUGGGAAUGGAGUUUUUUGGUGAUGUUCUCUAUCCUAACUGCUGCAACAAUAGCAUGGUAGCAGAUUUCUAUCGCUGGGAAAAUCGGACCAUUGGUGUCAGAACUGUGAUACAGGGAUACUACUCUCUCAAUAACUUCAAUAACAUCCUUAACAGUUUUGUAACAUUGUUUGAGUUGACUGUUGUAAACAAUUGGUAUAUAACUAUGGAAGGUGUGGUAUCUCAGACUACAAGCUGGAGUCGCAUUUACUUUAUGACUUUCUAUAUUGUAACUAUGGUUGUACUGACUAUUAUUGUUGCCUUUAUUUUGGAUGCAUUUCUGUUCCGCAUGAACUACAGUAGAAAAAGUAAAGAUGAGGGAGAUGAAAAUGGAAUUGUUUUUGAGACUGAGGUAGACAAAGAUGAAAUUGAUAGACUUCUUGAGUUUAACAAACAGAAUGGUUCUCCAUCUUCUGAGAUCUCUGGACUUUUCAAAUUGUCAUCCAGAAUGGCAAGCAAUGAUCAGAUUAAAAUGGUUUUCAUUGGCAGAAGAUUAAGAACUAAAAGUGAUCUAAGCAUUAAAAUGUAUGAAGAGGAAAUUCAGGAAUGGUUUGCAGAGCAUGCCCGCGUAAACCGAAUGCAGCAUGAUCAACCACUUGAAUGUAUCUUGAACUCGAGCACUCACCUGCCUUCUACAGAACUACGACAGCGAUCACAGACUGUAACUUAGGAACAUAACAUACAAAUCCACUAUGCAAUAAUUAUUCAGUGUUACUAUAUAUUUUGUGAUUUGCACACAUGCACUUGGAGAUGUUUCACCAGUUGUAAGAACUACGGUGUUGGCAGAAUCCUGGCAAGGGCUAGAAUAGUGAAAGAUAGUGCCCAUUUUAUUGAGAAAUUUUAUGAUAACUUUUAUCUGUGAUAAGUUAUCUGUAACAUAGUAAGUCUUCUAAUUGUAUUUGUAAAAUAUGUCAGCGUUAUUUUAGAUUUAUUUCAUUGUUAGCUUUUUUACAGCAUUCAUUUGAUACCUGGCUUGCACAAGUGCUGUCUGGAUAGCUACUCUCCAAACGUUAAUAUAAUAUCUAUCCAUUUGGCACUUUAAUUAUUUGUAGUAAAUCAGUUCUCAUUGUUUGAUUCUAUUCAUAAAAUGUAAUGUUCUUGUAAGAAGCACUGUCUCCUGCUUGACAAAAUCCAAUUCCCAAGGUUAUUUCUAUUUGUAAGCCAUAGUGUUAAAUGCAGGGAGACAAGUGAAAGUAUUAAUGGAACAUUAGCAUGGUAAUGUAAUGAUUUCAGAUAGAGUCACCAAUACACUUGGGACAUUAGACUAAAAAUUCAAUUCUUGCUAUUUUCCACUGGAAACUUAAUGGUCUUGAUACUCAGUUUACUUUUAACUACUGCAGGCAUCUCCUGGCUUAGGGUGCAUAUACGUUAUUUAAAAUGUGUCUUCAAAUUAUGAUGCUUCUCUGAUUGGAGUAGGCCAUGUUAUUUGCUGAAUUCUGAGCAGUACCAAACUUAAUAUUUGUUUCUUCUUCAGAGAGGUUUGAUAUCAGUUCGGGCUGAGGCGUGGUGACCCUCAGGUUAAACCAUCACCUGUUAUCUCUCUAAUGAGGGAGCUGCCCUAUUGUCCUCUGGUACUUUGCCGACUUUACCUUUUAUAUAUCUAUCACCCAAGAUUCUUAUUUUACAUAUAUAAAAAGUAAUGCUUUCUUGAACAUACUGUAUUUUAGUGAAACUGAAGACUCUACUGAUAUAAUGUUUUUAUGAACAGGGUGCCAUUUCAAGUUAUCAAAGUGAGUGAGAUAUAACAUGUAAAUCUGUAUUAGUUACCUAGUAUUUGAGUGCUGUGAGACAAGGACCUGAAUCUUCAUCUUCGAGGUGCAAGUCAUAAGUCAAAUCAUCCCUAACCUCACUAUACCACAUCUUGCCCAAGUUACCGAUUUGCCACCUCCAAAAACAGGCAGAUGCUGAGGCAAGAGGUUCAGAAGACCUACUUGCAGUUUCUGGAGACAUCAGUCCAAUUCAGUAAAUGUGUGUGGCCUCUGGCACUCACUCCCUUUCCAUUAAAUUCAUGCCCCUUCCAUGCCCAUUAUGUCCACUCACCCACCGCUAUAUAUCCUCAUCACCUAAACCCAUUUCAGAAUCUCCAAACCCACUCAUCCAAUAUUCACUAUGUGCAGAACUCAAGCCCUUUAAUAAAAUUGGACGUAUUUGCAGUGCUCAUAAAACUAUCAAAAAAUCUGUCUGCUUGACAGUUGUGUCAACAUCCCUACUGACCUGAAACUAUUAUUGUGGUUUGGAGCUCUGCCAAGUAUUCAUUAUGACAAGCCAUUGAAAAUUUGUAAAAUAAAUUCUAAGGUUGAACAUGUUAGAACCCGUGCAGUUAUUGAAAGCGCUCAAUCAUCUGUUCAAACUUUGAAGCUGAGGAGCAGAUGUCUAAGUUUUCAAUCAGAAAGCUUGUGCAUCUGUACGUGCUUAAAGCUUAAAGGCGCAGAUAUACUAACGAUGAGUCAAAGGAGCCCAAGCAUCUGCUCAACCUUAAAAGCAUGGAGACAGAUGUCUGUACUUUUAGUUAAUUAAACAAUUAAAUUACAUUAGACCAUUUACACAGUCAGAUCUGAUUGUCAGUAUUGCAAAGUGGAAAAGAGCACUUUAUCCACAGCAUCAUGGACUCUAAUGCAUCUGAGGACUUUUCUACUUUCACAGCAAUGGUCAAUUUAAUGGUCACUUACCUUUUAAAAUAUUAAACUUCUAAUAUUGCGUUAUGCCACGUGAAGUUGCCACUAUGUUUUGAACUUAUCUGUCAAGAGGUUCCCAACUCCAGGCCAGGGAUUUUCCGUGGUUCACAACUUUUAUGAGCUGUUGUGAACCAUGUUGCCUUUAGAAAUUCAUACAAAUCAUGAAUAGUCCAAAAUGCCCAGCCUGAAGCCACCAAAGUUAGUUAUUCUACAUGCAAAUUUGUUAUCUAUACCAUCAUCCCAUGCCGGUAAAAUUAUUGGCAAUAGCUAAGUGGACGGGAAUCCUGGAAUUGGGUCCUGCCCCCCAUUUUGAAGCCUCACCCAUUUCCAUUACAAUACUGAUAAAAGCAUGGAAAUCCUGCCCAAGGUAUUUCUUAUGACUAUUGUAAAUGUUUUGUUAUAUAGAAAUCAAAAUUACAAACUAAGAUCAAUCUUCUACGGUCCAAUCUGGAAGCAUUGAAGGGAGAGAAAUCUUCCCUUUGGUCAAAAAUAGGCUAAUAGUGCCUCUUUUGGAAAUGGAAUGGCAUUUUGAAGUUUUGAUUGAUUUAGGGAUUAGAAAUAUUUAUACAUGGAAUUUUCUCCCAAGUUUCCAGAUGUUCAUGACUCUUCAGAUUAAGCCUGGUCAUUCUAUAGACUAAACAUGAUGUAAUUUCCCAUUCCCUUUCGUAAUCUUGGAAGUUAGUGGCAGUUUUGUUAUGAAUUAAUAAGACAUGAUAAAGAAAUGGUUUUUGCAUAGUGAUCAUGCUCAGACAGUUUUACAGUAGUAGUUGUAUUGGUUACAAAAUUGAAGAUUUGCUUGUUGAAAAUUUAUUGGAAAUCUAAUAGAGAAUAAACAAGAAUAAUUGAACUCAAUUCAAUGUACUUGGAAGCUGUCAAAAAAAUUGUGUAUGAUAAGGAUCAACAUAAUAUUUAGUAUCUUUAUCGUUUAGUGCGAAAUAUAGAAAGAAAUUGAAUAUAUGCUGCCACUUUGAUUUGGAAUUAUUCACCAGGAUACAAACUAACUGAAACAAGGUGUAAUAGUGACCUUCUCGGAGGCAUUAACAACUCGAGGCAGAGGAGUUAAUUUAAGUGAAUCGGGCGGUUUAUUACAAACAGUUACCAGUAAAUGCAGGGAGAGGAACUCUAGGUAGACACGCAGGAAUACCAGACUCACUGAUCCAUGAGCACAAGUUACAGCUUUUUAUACAUGGAAAUAAAUAACUUGUUUAGCAAUCAUCAGCAGUUUAUCUCCACCCGCCUUUCUAGUGUGGUUCCUCCCUAGGGCACAUCAUGUGCUCUCAUUUGAGUUUGAUAAUUUAAUCAGAGUUUGAUAGUUUAAUCAGCUACCUACUUUGUCAGCUUUUCCAGUCCUAUCGACCUGUCUAAUCUUGUCAACCAGCUAUCUAAUGGUCAGGGUACGUGGUCCCGUGGUGUAACUGAAAUGUCACAGAGAUGUCGGCCAUUUCAGCAUUGUCAAUAAACCACAUUGUUCCACCUCACUAAGCUUUGCUUAAGCAUAUUCAGUCAACUAUUUCAUGUCUAUUCUAGUGCGUGCGUGAGAGAGAGUCUUCAGAGUUAAAAAAAACAAGCAGUAUUCAGUAGCAGAGAUAGUAGGAACUGCAGAUGCUGGAGAAUC
This is a messenger RNA of Rhincodon typus (whale shark), 6113 nucleotides long. RefSeq names its product two pore segment channel 1 (gene tpcn1). Lineage: Eukaryota; Metazoa; Chordata; Chondrichthyes; Orectolobiformes; Rhincodontidae. The transcript has 27 exons. Gene Ontology annotation, biological process: transmembrane transport; monoatomic ion transport. The record is from RefSeq and is a predicted model, not a curated record. The coding region runs from base 40 to 2493 and encodes 817 amino acids. Gene Ontology annotation, molecular function: voltage-gated channel activity; monoatomic ion channel activity. Gene Ontology annotation, cellular component: lysosomal membrane; endosome membrane.